AUGCUGAACAAGGCAGAGGCCAGUGAUUUCAUCGUUUUGGACCUCACUGAUAUCCAGGGGCUGCAGCACUUUUUCUUCUUCUCCUUUCCGUUGCUCUACAUGACCAGUCUUCUGGGAAAUGGUGCCAUUGUGACCAUGGUGAUAGCCAAGCCCCGGCUCCACACACCAAUGUACUUUUUCCUGGGGAGCCUGUCCUGCCUGGAUGUUUUCUACUCCACAGUCACUGUUAUCAAGGUGUUGACUGUCUUCCUCUUUGGGCAUCAGCCCAUUUCUUUUGGUGGGUGCUUUGCCCAGCUCCACUUCUUCCACUCCCUGGGCAGUACUGAGGCUGUGCUCCUGGCCACCAUAUCGUACAACGGCUAUGUGGCCAUUUGCAAGCCUUUGCGCUACACACUUGUCAUGAGACCACAGACUUGUCUGCUGCUGGCUGUGGCCAGCUGGUCCGCUGGUUUUGUACAUGCCAUGAUGCACUCAGUCAUGACCUCUCAACUGAGUUUCCGUGGCCACAACUGCAUUCAUCACUACUUCUGUGACAGCAAGCCACUGUUGAGUUUGGCUUGCAGUAGUACCAGCUGCAACGUGACCCUCCUCAGUGUGGUCACCACAUCUAUUGCUCUAGGCCCCUUCACUCUCAUAGUCUUCUCCUACCUCUAUAUCAUCUCCUUUCUGUUCUAUAAAGUCCGGUCCCAGGAAGAAAGGUGGAAGCCCUUCUCCACUCGUGCCUCCCACCUCACCAUUGUAGCACUGUUCUACCUACCGGUGCUCUUCAAUUAUGCACCACCCUCCUCAGGAAGCUCCCCUGAAAGGUGUCUCUCAUGUACAGUGCUAUCACCCCAGCCCUGA
Molecule: messenger RNA, 843 nt
Organism: Phalacrocorax carbo (great cormorant)
Lineage: Eukaryota; Metazoa; Chordata; Aves; Suliformes; Phalacrocoracidae
Source: RefSeq, a predicted model, not a curated record